CGCCCACCGCCGGCGGAACAAAAGGAGCGGCCGCAUGGUGGUGGCGGCGGAGCGCCUCGCCGCGCCCGCCCCGCUCCGCCGCCCCGCUCCGCUCCGCUCCGCGCCCCGCUCCGCGCCGCGCCGCCAUGUCGGGCAGCGGCGGCGGCAACGGCAGCAGCAAUGCGGUGAAGAAGAGGAGCCCGGCGGGCUCGGCCUCCUCGCUGGCGCAGGAGGAGGAGAAGCAGGCGAUGGAGAAGAUGCUGGAGGCGGCGGGCGGCGGGGCGCAGGAGAACGGUUGUCCCCGCUCGCCCUCGCCCUGCGCCUCCGCCGAGGGAGAGGGGGUGACCCUGCAACGCUCCAUCACGUUGCUCAACGGCGUGGCCAUCAUCGUGGGCACCAUCAUCGGUUCCGGCAUCUUCGUCACCCCCACCGGCGUGCUGCGGGAGGCCGGUUCGCCGGGGUUGUCGCUGGUGGUGUGGGCCGUCUGCGGGGCCUUCUCCAUCGUGGGGGCCCUCUGCUACGCCGAGCUGGGCACCACCAUCACCAAAUCCGGCGGGGACUACGCCUACAUGCUGGAGGUGUACGGCUCCCUGCCCGCCUUCCUCAAGCUCUGGAUAGAGCUGCUCAUCAUCCGGCCCUCCUCGCAGUACAUCGUGGCUCUGGUCUUUGCCACCUACCUGCUCAAGCCCAUCUUCCCCACCUGCCCGGUGCCCGACGAAGCUGCCAAGCUGGUGGCCUGUCUCUGUGUCCUGCUCCUCACAGCAGUGAACUGCUACAGCGUGAAAGCUGCUACUCGUGUUCAGGAUGCCUUUGCUGCGGCAAAACUGCUGGCGCUGGCUCUGAUCAUCAUUCUUGGCUUCGUGCAGCUUGCAAAGGGUGAUGUGACAAACCUGACUCCUGAGCAUUCCUUCGAAGGCACAAAAGUAGGCGUGGGGAACAUCGUGUUAGCUUUGUACAGUGGUCUCUUUGCCUACGGAGGAUGGAAUUACUUGAAUUUUGUUACAGAAGAGAUGAUAAAUCCCUACAGAAACCUGCCUCUGGCGAUCAUCAUCUCACUACCUGUAGUCACUUUGGUUUACGUACUGACAAACUUGGCUUACUUCACAACCCUGUCGACGGACCAGAUGCUGACGUCCGAAGCCGUGGCUGUGGAUUUUGGGAACUAUCACCUUGGUGUCAUGUCCUGGAUCAUACCCGUCUUUGUGGGCUUAUCGUGCUUUGGAUCCGUUAAUGGAUCUCUCUUCACUUCUUCCCGGCUGUUCUUCGUGGGAUCCCGAGAAGGACACUUGCCUUCAAUCCUGUCUAUGAUUCACCCCAGGCUUCUCACUCCCGUGCCAUCCCUCAUCUUUACGUGUGUCAUGACCCUGCUCUAUGCCUUCUCCAACAACAUUUUCUCAGUCAUCAACUUCUUCAGCUUCUUCAACUGGCUGUGCGUGGCUCUGGCCAUCAUCGGCAUGAUGUGGCUGCGUUACAAGAAGCCAGAGCUGGAAAGGCCCAUCAAGGUGAACAUCUGCCUGCCCAUUUUCUUCAUCCUGGCGUGCUUGUUUCUCAUUGCUGUUUCCUUCUGGAUGACGCCGAAGGAAUGUGCGAUUGGCUUUGCAAUCAUCUUCAGUGGGAUCCCUGUUUACUUCUUUGGGGUCUGGUGGCAAAACAAGCCCAAGUGGGUUCUCCAAGGCAUCUUCUCUGCCACAGUCCUGUGCCAGAAACUGAUGGAAGUGGUUCCGCAAGAAUCAUAAGCAGGAAAAGCAGAGACAUUCAGCUCGAGGAAACGCACAAUAUUAUUUUAAGACGACACAAGGAGAAAACGCUUCUGAUCCCUCGUAAACAAAACCUAGGCACUGGAGCACCCCGUCAGAGCUGCUUCGUGUCUGACACCGUGCUCCUGGCUCUGCCUUGCCUCCUCCAGCCCCUCCGUCGCCAACCUGUAGCCUGACAGAUGAGCAACCCUGCGAUGAGAAGUUCUUGGUACGAACGUGGGCCAGGAGGAGGAAUUCCUGCUGGCAGCUUCGAAGGGGUCCUGCCUGUCCGGCAGCAGCGAGUCCGAUCAGCAUCUGUGUGUGUGUGUGUGUGUGUGAUGCUGAGGGCUGUACUUCAGAUCUGUGUAGGCUUAUUCGGUUUGGGUCUGGGAUCCCCCAGAUGCCGGCGGUUCUGCUCGUGAGCCCGGUUUGAGUGUUGCCAGCCGUACAAACGUGCCUGGGGCACCUGCCUUACCUGGUCAAGGGGGGGUGGUUGGGAAGGAAAGGUUGGCUGAUGUUGGCUCACGCGCUCACACACACACAAACUCAUACCAAAAUCCGUGCUGCUGGAUGCUUUGGACUCUGUCCGCUAGCAGUGACUUAGGUGAGACAAGGCAGAGCAGAAUUAGUGUCAGAGAAACGAUGUGGGGAGGCCUCGUCUGACUUUUGUUGCAUUCCUGACUAGAGCACUCGGGGUCCCCUGCCACUGUCUGGCUUUUAACUCUCAGAUCCAAGCCAUCUCCCUGCUAUUGAGCCGGUCCUCCGGGAUGCUCUUCACCAGAAUGCCCAUCCCGUGGCCCUGUGAAUUAGCACUGGGGCAGGCCUGAGGGUGGAGUUCCUCUUGAUAAACCCAGGGAAUUGCAAUUAGCAGAAAGCCAAGCCCUUGGCUUGCUCACUCCGUGUUUUUCUGUAGAUAGGCUAUCAUCCAGCAUGGGUAGAGCAACAUCAUGCUCUCCCAAUGGCCCUGUUCAUUGCCCGCAGUGUGAUUCAUGUUUGCCCCUAAACCAUUUGCAAAGAGAAAAUAAGGGUGGGAUUCCCUUGGCUCGUUCCCUGAUUGCCUGUCGCCGUGCCCUUCGUUAUGCUGUGUCUCUUCUAGAACAUGCGGUGAAGAUGGGACCAACUGGGUCUGGGGGUGCAGAAAGGGCAGAUGUCCCCGGAUGGCUGGAGCCUGGCUUUAAUCUCGGUCUGCUGUAGACGGUCUGUUUUGCUGUAAGAAGCAGGGACCAGGGGUCUGGUCCUUCUUUGUGCAAAACUGCAGCAUCGGGUUUGGCUUGGCGAGAUGCCCCCACCACCAUCCUCCCGUUCAGGGAGCGCUCUUUGAGCAUAAACCAUGACCCGCAUGUGAAAUUUUGUUUUGCUGUUGUGGGUGGUGCAGUCCCAUCCCCUGAGCCCACCCCAAAUUCCUCUAGUUCCCCAGUAGUCAAAACUAUCCUCUUCGGAACAUGUUGCUUUAUUUGGUCAAAAGCAUCACCUUUUCAGCAAAACUGCAGUUCUUGAACAAUUUGCUCAUUAUGCCUCUGCGCUUAAGGUGAUAGUCAGUUGGAAAUCAAAAGCAUCUUUUCCCCACAAGUGAGCUGCUUCAGUCUCUGUUACAGCUCUUCUUUGUGCUUGUGCUUUGUGCAAAUGGGUUGUUGAACUACUUUUUCCUCCUCAAUAUUUUUGUAAACUAAGAUGUUUGAAAGCCGGGAUCCUCCAAGAGGUAAUGCUUUCUAUUGGAUGCUCCUUGUAGCUUAGACUUAUUUUGGAUGAAGAGGCAUUAAGGACCCCAAUGGUACUAGCUCAUGCUUUGUCCUUUUAAGAAGCUCUUGAGCAAAAAUAGUGCGUGUUAUAGCAGGUGGCAGCUUCUGUUCAAGCGUGUGUGACAAUGACAGUGGCUAUGUCAACAAGCAUCUACGUGCAGCUCUUUGCUAUUGCUUCGCCAACCACGCGUCUUUGCUUUGAGGCACUGCAGGAGGAAUAGGUGAGACAAUCAUCGCGCUGAAAACCUUUGCUGUCGGGUUGUUUAUUCCAUGGCAGCUCAGUGCGGAUACACCCAAGCCAGCUCAGGUGCCACUUUACAUGUGUUAGCAUUGAGCUUUCCUGGAGCUAAGUUAACCUGUGGAAGAGUUGCAGCUGGUUUGGGUAUAUCUACAGUGCAGAAGAACCCAAAGUUUAUGGCCAAUGCCUGGCUGUUCAGGGACCUAUGUGCAAUGAAUUGGAGCAUCUCAGAUCCAGUGCCUGUGGAGAGGCAUUUGCAUAAAUAAGGUCAUGAACCAUAAAACCUGAACUCAAUUUUUGGAAUCCUCUUCCAGCUGAAGGCCGAGAUGUUUUGGCAGGGUAGUGAUGGGAAAUCACUGCUUAUGCUGGACCUGUUUCAUGGAGAGAGAACCUCAGUCUGUCACCUUCCACUUGGUCUGCAGUUUUUUUGGCUGUAAUGGUCUCAGGGCCAGCUUCCUGCGGGGCCUGUGUUCAGCGUAGGGGCUCUCAGUGCUAAUAUAUACCAGCAGAAUUACUUGCGAUGCAAAGGAAAGGGAUUUUAACACUCAGCCACCUCAAUCCAAUGUAAAUUAGCACUCAAGUCCAGUGCACAGAGAGCUCAGAAAUGGGUCCAAAUCUCCCAAAGGCAUGGGGGUUGCUUGGUUUGGACGCAUCUUUAAAUUACUUUCAUCAGUGAUGAAGACCAUCACUACAGGAUAUCCUCGUGGUGAACCUUUCACACUGGUUUUAAAAAGGAGAUGUCACACUGAGAAAUAUUUUUUUAUUAACUAACUGAUCUCAAUUAAAUCCUUAACUCGCUUGCUUGCUCCUUAUGAAUUUUCAUGAUUUUUCACUUGCUGCUAAAGAUCUUUCUCUUGUACUAACCUGCUGGCUCUGGCAUUGCUACCAUAUGUUUCAUGGUGAUCUCGCCAGCAUCUCCCUGGCAAUAGAGCUAUAGGAAGAAACUGAACCAGGUACCAGCACAAAAUGACAAAAAUGUUGGAUUUGGUCAGCCACAGCUCACAUCUCAAAGUUUACCUUGCAAAAACCUGAUUUCUUUUAUCCCCAAUUCAUUGACCCCAACAGUUCCCCUCCACCAGAGCUUGGUAACAUGGCUGUAAGAGGGUGCGUUAUUUUUUCCUGGAGGUUAGGGAGAUAAUGAUUAAGGGGGUGAAACUGAAUUUCAUUUUAUAAAGAAAACACAAGAAAGUAAUUUCUCCAAUGGGUGAAACUGCUGCUAACAGCAUCUGCUGUCCAGCAUGACAGCUUGUAACUCAGAUCAGCAACCAGGAGUGUCUGCUGCCCUCGGGGGCUUGCUGUGUUCAGCUGGAUUUUUGGUAUGGAAAAAGAGAGAAUACAUCCCCAUGAAAGACCUCCUUGCUGCUUGUUUUCCUCAAAUGUGGAAUGACAUGUCACAGAGGGUGAGGGGAGCAACAGAGACUUCACAGAAAAUUUCUCAUCGUUCCCAGCACUGGAUGUGGGAUUUUUCUGUUGUUUCUCUGUUCGCUUGUGCUCUUUCGAGCCCGUGAUCAGUCAUGCCUGUUGCAACCCACCAAGGGAGAGAAACCCUUCCCGCAAAGGACACGUACAACCACAGUGACCGUGAGUUUGCUUUUUAACAGUAGCUACAGUUAAACGAGAUACCGCGUGAAUCUACUUCAUAAGACAGUAUUCUGCAAGUCAUUCUGCAGUCAUGUCAGUGGAAUCGUAGAAUCAUAGAAUCAUUUAGGUUGGAAAAGACCUUUAAGAUCAUCGAGUCCAACCGUGGAGCCGUGGCUGCGUAUUUCUGCAAGUGAUGGCUGUGCCUCAGUAGUCCCUUGGUCCUUGUACUAAACCCCCCCUUUCAAUUAUUGCUUUUCUUAGCUUUUUUUUAAGUAUUUAGACUCCCAGGCAGUCAGUUGUUAGGGGUGUUCACAGAAUAGCGUCUCGUGGGGAUUGCUAAAACGUAGGACAGGGGCAUGCAGGAGCUGAUGGCCAAGUGCUUUCUUACCCAUUGGGUUCCUCUUUCUAAAUGAGAAACCUUCUUCCCGACUGGGAGGGGAACCAGCCCUGCAAAAUGCUCCCGGCCAAAAAUGGGGCUUGAAGUCAUCCUGGGUGGAUAUUUCUUUAUUUCUUUUUUUUUUUUUUUUUUAAACUUCCUGCAGUAUUUGCAGUGUUUUCCAUCUCAGAUACUGUGUUCUGGUAAACACGCUUUUGUUUUUAACGGCACCCUCUGCGGACACUAAGUUCAAAGGGACUCUGUCACUGUUGAACAAACUUUAAAGACCCUUCAACUGGAUUGAAACUCGUAAGAAGCGGCUUUGUUUUUCUCUGACCCCUCUCCCUGUGGGCAGCUCAGGCAAAGGAAUAAAUUGGGGUCCUCCAUGGGCUCCUCCACUGUGGGUCUGCCUGAGAGCGGAGCCCUCGAGGGGCAGCAGUGCUGCAGCAGAGCUUUUCCCCACGGCCGUGACUUCCCAGCCGUGGAGAGAUGUUUGCAGUGGCAGAGUGCCGGUGUGGCUGCGGGGAAUCACAGGGAAGGCUUCCUCUCAGUCUGGGAAGGUACCCGUGCCUUCAGCCGAGGCUACAGUAUUCUCGGGCUUUAAUAAAAAAUAAAAAUUUAAAAAAAAAAAAAUAGAAGGAAACAGUCAAAUGCUGUCAUUACGCAACACUCUGGCUGUUUGCGGCUGUUCUUGUGGGAUGCCAGCUUUUCCAUCAACCGGUUGCGCAACUCCAUUUCUAAUGACAUCAAAGGGGAAGGCAACGUUGGCCAUUGGGAAAGGGCUGGAACCAAGUUUCCUACUGGAGCUUGGGAAAGGGCAGCCCAGGGACGAGACAGCUCCAGUUCCCCCCUCCCCGGGGCUCUUGCUGAGGUCUGCCGGCCGGCACCACAACCUCGGCAGAGCCCCACGGACCGAAUUGCAGCCUUGUGCCGGCCCCGGGAGCCCGGCGAUCGUCUCCGGCUGCGGGAUGGGCCGGCGCGGCUGGAGCCGGCGGCACUUGGCUGCCGACCAGGGAACGCGGCAGCCGGCUCCCUGCGGUGAUGGGAAUCUGCUCCCGCGCCUCCGCCGGGGACCUUACCCGUGCCAGGGCAUCCCAGGAGACCUAGGCGUUGAGCGAUGCUCAAGGGGCUCUUCGUUUCUGCUGGCUUCUUGAGGAGUUAAAGCCGGCCAGCCUUACGCUGGUUUUGCCCGUACUUGAGAAGUUUCUUCCCAGUUUACAUGGUCUGAACUGGAACUAGCAGCCGGGGUGGGGGGGGUGCAUGUGCGCGGGAUGCUGCUGGGAGUCAAAGCCAAGUGCCGCUCCGCUGCACGUAGGAAAUGUGGCUUAGAUUAGGUCGCCCCUAAGGAACUGAUGUCCAGAGGAUUAUUUCUUUGCUUUUAGCCCCCCGUUCCUUGCGUGAGAAGGGGUGUUGCUUCCUCCAGCUGUUGAAGUGUUAAUGAGAAAAAAAAAAUAUUUUUUUAAAUAUUGAAUUAAUUUUUAAAUGGCCUAAAAGAGACUUUAUAUCUACACCUAAAUUAUUCCCGUUGGGUGACAUUCAUCUCAGCGCAGGGGCUCUGCAAGUGCUCGGAUGCUCUCCCACAUCCCAGCCAGUGGGACGUGGUGCUGCAGGGUCCGGCUGCGUCUCCUGCGCUGGGAUGAAUUUCACAUGUAGGGAAAAAAAAUCCUUAUUUGUUCAGGGGACGGGGUGAGGUUCGUGUCCCACCUAAAUCCUUGCAAAGGAAGAAAUUUAAGUGGCACCCAGACCUUGCGCUGGCCCGCAGAACAAAAGGAGGGUGGAAUUCACUUCUAGUGAAUAAUCUGACUUUUCAGAGAUACCUUUCUUCUAAAGUUUGUAUUUUUGUUGUUUUUUUUUUUAAAAAACACAAUAAAAAAAGGAUCUUAACAUACAGAAGAAAUUCUAGAUCUGAUUUACAAUUUUGUUAUAUUUGGUUGCUUUAAAAAUAUUUUACUAAUUUAAAUGUUGCUGUAGAUGACAUUCUAUUUAUUUGAAGGGGUAAAUAUCUUUUAGUCUUAAUACUUCUACAGUAAGCGCUGUCUAUUUACAAUGUUUGUGUUCUGUCAACACAGCUAUUCCACGACUGAGUGCUGGUCAGCCAGUAGUAACUUAAUCAAAUUGCCUUGUAAAACAAGAUGUCUCCUGCAAUGUAUUUUUUCUAGUAUUUCUUGAUUCUUUUAUGUCUGUGGUUAACAAAUCUGUUAAAUGUUUGAGUUGGUCUAUGUUUUGGGUUGUUUUGUUUUUUUAACAAAGAAAGCUGAAUUACAA
Molecule: messenger RNA, 7914 nt
Organism: Aquila chrysaetos chrysaetos
Lineage: Eukaryota; Metazoa; Chordata; Aves; Accipitriformes; Accipitridae
Gene: SLC7A5
Product: solute carrier family 7 member 5
Exons: 10
Coding region: 126-1715 (529 amino acids)
Biological process (GO): amino acid transmembrane transport; neutral amino acid transport
Cellular component (GO): membrane
Molecular function (GO): neutral L-amino acid transmembrane transporter activity; L-amino acid transmembrane transporter activity
Source: RefSeq, a predicted model, not a curated record